CUUUCAAAGCUCAGACUUGGAUACUCUACAUUUUUAUUUUGAUACAGAUACUUUAAUUCAAAGUAUUUACUAUUUUCGUUUUGUAAAUUUUAAAUCCCAUCCUUAACAGUCUCCAACGUAAACCAACAAGAGCAUCGAACAGUUCGCAUUUUGACCAUCAAAUCAAUACUAAUAGUUAUACAGGUGUUGAUACAAGCAGUAGGUAGCACAAAAUGCCAGAAUCGAUUAUAAUUAUUUGAGGCUUAUGGUUUCUUAUGGCGGCAACGGAUUCCAGGGAAUCCAGUGUUUCGGUAACUUGUCCAACAUGUGAUCAUUCUGUCCCCCAAAAUAGAGGGAGUAAGAGAAUUAUUUGUCCAAAAUGUGGGAAUUUUUAUGAUCGUGACUCGGCAGUAGAUGAACUAAGACAGAUCAGAAGGGUGAACAGGGAGAAACAUUCACCGAAUGGAAUAAAGGACAAAGAUGAGGAUAAGGAUAAGUCAGGAGGAACUCUAAGUUCCAUUGCCAACUUUUUCCAGAACUUAGGACCGAGUCGUAAAACAAAGACCCCUGGUUCGCAGCCACGAUCUGACUCUGAAGCAUCAAGUCAUCUGUCAGAAUCCAGUACAAAGGGCUCCAGCACAGAGCUACCACCCAUCAACCAAUCACAGACACCCACUGGAAAAAGAACUCCAUCCUAUAAUGUCAAUGGCCCACUCAGUCCCAGGGCAGCAGAAAAAGAGAAGAGUGUCUCAAAGGGGGACAACCAGCGAGUCAACACAUGGGCCCAACAGGCCGACUCCAACAUAAGUCAGAUAACAGCAAGUGCCAACAACAACAAACUGGUGUACCCAGUCAGGACCAAAACAGCCGAGCAACUCAAGGAGGAUGUUCUUUUGGCCAAAGAGUCAGGGAACUGGAAGGUCGUCCAAGACUUUUACGCCACAACUUUUGAAUCCUUUUUGGAGAUUAAUGCAACAUUCAAGAGAGAUCCCAGCAAGGAGUACAAAACAGUGGAGGAACCAGGCCUCAAGUUUGAGUUAGUUCACAUGGUCUAUGAAAUUCUUCUGAAAAUGCCACAGGAAAUUCAGAAGGUGGUUCUAAAAUCUGUCAUAAAUAGUCUACUUAAGGACAAGAGGGACCAUGACAGCAGAAUUCAUUGGCCCCAUACAAAGGAUGACCUGAGAGCUUAUUUGGUACUCCUGCAGAAUCCCCAGUUUGAGAAUUUUUCUACCUACGUCAUCUUUGCCCACCUUCUGAGGCAGAUUGCUGCCUUAACAGAUCAUGACCACCAUUUUCUUGUUCACUGGAUGAAAGGGUUGAAGAGACAAGUUUUUCAGAAAAUCAUAAAGAGACUUCAGAACUUUAUUUCAAUACGACUGUUUCCCCCCAAACCUCAGGACCUCCCACCAAUGGCGAAGUGUACUUGGUGGAUUCCCAGUGCUACCAAAGUGCUGGCACUUCUCAAUGCUGCCAACAAUUUGACUAGUCCUACUAUUGUGCAAUAUACAGAGUUUUAUAACCCCACCCUGGAUCAUCUUGAUCUGAUGGCGGAGUAUUACACAUGGCAAAACCCCAGCUCCUGUGCAGGAUUCUCUUUCUGCCAGUAUCCAUUUAUUUUGAGCAUCAAUGCAAAACGAACUGUGUUACAGAGAGAUAGUGAACAACAGAUGAUUAUCAUGGCCAGGAGAAGUCUAGUUGCUAAAGUACAACGAAGGCAGAUGCCAGAUGUUGGAAUGCUGUUUUUGAAUCUGACAGUGAGGCGAUCUCAUCUGGUGUCAGACUCGCUGAAUGAGAUUGCUCGUAAGCAGCAUGACCUCAAAAAGAAACUGAAGGUGACCUUUGCGGGGGAGCCGGGUCUAGACAUGGGUGGGUUGACCAAGGAGUGGUUCCUAUUACUGAUCAGGCAGAUCUUCCACUCAGACUAUGGUAUGUUUACCUAUGACAAAAGAGCUGGUGUUCAUUGGUUCAGUUCUGCCCAGUGUGAGAGUUACCAGGAAUUUAACUUGGUCGGAGUGUUAAUGGGCUUGGCGGUUUACAACAGUAUUAUUCUGGAUAUUCAUUUUCCUCCCUGUUGCUUCAAGAAGCUUCUAAGUCCUGCAGUUGUGCCUUACAACAACCCACAAGCCAUGGUCGGUGUCUCCACAAUGUCCUUAGAGGAUCUCAAAACUGUCCAGGCCGAUGUGGCUUUUGGUCUACAGGACCUGUUAGAUUAUGAUGGAGAUGUGGAGGAGGAUUUUGGCUUAAGUUUUCAGGUUUCUGUAACAGAGUUUGGUCUUGUGAAAACUAUUGAUCUCAAACCUAAUGGAUCCAACAUUCCAGUUACCACCGAGAACAGAAAAGAGUAUGUUCAACUCUACGUAGACUGGAUCCUAAAUAAAUCAGUCUAUCACCAAUUUCAAGCAUUCUAUCAUGGUUUUCACAGUGUGUGUGCUUCAAAUGCAUUAAUUAUGUUGCGGCCCCAGGAAGUGGAGAUGCUGGUCUGUGGAAACCCGAUCCUGGACAUGAAUGAGUUACGGAAAGUCACCACAUACGAUGGAUAUACUCCACAGGAUCAAGUUGUCAAGAAUUUUUGGGAAGUGGUUCUAGCGCUAUCAAAUGAUCUCCAGAAGCGUCUUCUGUUGUUUACGACAGGAAGUGAUCGUAUUCCUGUUGGGGGAAUGUCCGAGAUGACGUUCAAGAUUUCCCGUGUGGGAGGAACAGAUCUACUGCCUAUGUCACACACUUGUUUCAACAUGUUGGUUCUACCAGCCUACAAAAGCAAGAAGACCAUGAAGCAGAAGCUGAUUCAUGCCAUACAGAAUGCCGAGGGGUUUGGACUAGAGUGAAAUGUUCACGCCUCUCGGAGGUUCAAAAUUUUCACGAACAUGCAGGCAUCAGAGUUGUUAAUGAUUUGGUGAACAAUGGUCUCUUGAGAGUAGUUUUGAUUCUAUCUCUGAGCAAGCCAGAUUCUUAUUUGAAUGUGCAGGGAAUAGUAUGAUUUUUAAGAUUUAUUUGUUUUGAGUUGGUGCUGGCACUGGCAAAUUUUUUUUAUUGAUGUUUAAGCACAAUGACGAAUAUAGAAUAGAGGUAUUAUUGAUGCAGGUUGUCACAUUAAAAUAGGUGUAUACAUUCAUAGCUACUAUGUUCAAAUUAAGAUAAAAUGUGAGUCUUCGACAAAGUUUUAAGAUUGCUGUACAUUUAAUUUA
This is a messenger RNA of Saccostrea cuccullata (small rock oyster), 3164 nucleotides long. RefSeq names its product probable E3 ubiquitin-protein ligase HECTD2. The transcript has 20 exons. Bases 255 to 2804 code for a protein of 849 amino acids. Lineage: Eukaryota; Metazoa; Mollusca; Bivalvia; Ostreida; Ostreidae. Gene Ontology annotation, biological process: protein polyubiquitination; ubiquitin-dependent protein catabolic process. Gene Ontology annotation, molecular function: ubiquitin protein ligase activity. The record is from RefSeq and is a predicted model, not a curated record.